GUCGGAUCCCCCCACACGAGCGCGACGAAACCCUAACCCUAGCGAUCGGAGCAGAGCAAAACCCUCGCCCGCAUAAGUACUCUCCCCUUGCCUCUCGCCGCCACUUCUCACCCAUCUCGUCCUCCUCGCCUCUACCAAGCGCAGCGCAGGUCACCGAGAUGGCGGCGGAGGUGGCGGCGAAGGCGGCGGUGGUGCCGGAGUCGGUGCUGCGGAAGCGGAAGCGGGAGGAGCAGUGGGCGGCGGAGAAGAAGGAGAAGGCGGUCGCCGACAGGGAGAAGGCGCUCGAGAGCCGCAAGCUCAUCUUCGCCCGCGCCAAGCAGUACGCCCAGGAGUACGACGCCCAGGAGAAGGAGCUUGUGCAGCUCAAGCGCGAGGCCCGGCUGAAGGGUGGGUUCUAUGUGAGCCCCGAGGCCAAGCUUCUGUUUGUGAUCCGCAUCCGUGGUAUCAACGCCAUGCACCCCAAGACCAGGAAGAUCUUGCAGCUCCUCCGUUUGAGGCAGAUCUUCAAUGGUGUCUUCCUCAAGGUUAACAAGGCAACCAUUAACAUGUUGCGCAGGGUUGAGCCGUAUGUUGCUUAUGGGUACCCAAACCUGAAGAGUGUAAGGGAAUUGAUCUACAAGAGGGGUUAUGGGAAGCUGAACAAGCAGAGGAUUCCUCUGAGCAACAACAAUGUCAUUGAGGAGGGCCUUGGGAAGCACAGCAUCAUCUGUAUCGAGGAUCUUGUCCAUGAGAUCAUCACUGUUGGCCCACACUUCAAGGAGGCCAACAACUUCCUCUGGCCAUUCAAGCUGAAGGCGCCGCUGGGUGGCCUGAAGAAGAAGAGGAACCACUACGUCGAGGGUGGUGAUGCUGGCAACCGUGAGAAUUACAUCAACGAGCUCAUCAAGAGGAUGAAUUAGGCCCUUGUAACCUGUGAGAAUGAUCUCUAUGUCAGCAAGGUUCUACUCUAGGGAGUUGUUGGAUAAUGUUGGAUAUGCAAUUUUGGCGUUCCAAACAGAAUGCAGACUUUGGUGCUUUCAGAGUGAGACUUCCAAUAGGAAAUCUGCACCGUUUAUUUUU
Messenger RNA from Phragmites australis (common reed), 1059 nucleotides. Its product is annotated as large ribosomal subunit protein uL30x-like. The record is from RefSeq and is a predicted model, not a curated record. Gene Ontology annotation, cellular component: cytosolic large ribosomal subunit. Lineage: Eukaryota; Viridiplantae; Streptophyta; Magnoliopsida; Poales; Poaceae. The coding region runs from base 159 to 899 and encodes 246 amino acids. Gene Ontology annotation, biological process: maturation of LSU-rRNA from tricistronic rRNA transcript (SSU-rRNA, 5.8S rRNA, LSU-rRNA). Gene Ontology annotation, molecular function: structural constituent of ribosome; RNA binding. The transcript is spliced from 6 exons.